AGGUUCAAGAAUAAAUAAAAAAUGAUGAGGUCUUUUAUUUGUCUCUCUCUCAUCCUUCUGCCUCUCGUAUAUAACGUGGAAGGACUUAAAAUUGAGCCUAGUCCCUGGAAGCCGAUCAGGAAUGUACAACUUGGCUCCUACGUAGAGAUCGGAAGGUUUGCUAUAGAAGCGCAUAACAAGCAGUCGAAGGAGAUUCUGGCGUUCGUGAAAAACGUUCGGGGAAAAGAGCAAUACGACAAUGGCCUCAGGUACGCUCUGAUAAUCGCAACGAGGAAUAGCGAUGGUGUAGCAAAGAACUAUGAGGCUGUCGUGUUUGAAAGGCAUGUUAUGCAAGACAGGGUCCUUGAGUCUUUCAAGGAGAUAUAGAUUUAACUUGGAUUUUUGUAAAAGUCGAUCUCGUUAGAUUAAUUAUUAUAUAAAGACUAUCAGAAGUAUGUUUCUUUGAGAUUUAUAUAAAAAUCUGUU
This is a messenger RNA of Brassica oleracea var. oleracea, 465 nucleotides long. Its product is annotated as cysteine proteinase inhibitor 4-like. Bases 22 to 366 code for a protein of 114 amino acids. The transcript has a single exon. Gene Ontology annotation, molecular function: cysteine-type endopeptidase inhibitor activity. The record is from RefSeq and is a predicted model, not a curated record. Lineage: Eukaryota; Viridiplantae; Streptophyta; Magnoliopsida; Brassicales; Brassicaceae.